AUGAGAAACCUAACUCAUCCCAGCAAUUGGCCAAUUGUAGACAACAAUGGCAAUAGCAAAGUCGCCCAGGCCGUCAUAUUCGGAUUGGGAAGCAUGUUCAACCACUCUACCCAAGAACAAAACGUGGGAUGGAUGCGUGAUACUCAACGCCAAAUUAUUACGUACCGAGCACUGAGAGAUAUUCCCGCAGGAGAAGAGCUUUGCAUAUCAUACGGAAGUCAUCUGACCUUCAAAGACGCAGAUGCUACACCUCCAACGCCACCGGAAGACGAAAUUGAACAGCUUCGAAUGAUUGAGCCUUAUUAA
Molecule: messenger RNA, 306 nt
Organism: Alternaria arborescens
Lineage: Eukaryota; Fungi; Ascomycota; Dothideomycetes; Pleosporales; Pleosporaceae
Exons: 2
Coding region: 1-306 (101 amino acids)
Molecular function (GO): protein binding
Source: RefSeq, a predicted model, not a curated record